AUGACAAUGUGGUUGCAUACCAUGAAGAGGCCAGACACAGAAACCAGCCAAAGUCCUCAGUACAGCUUUGAAUCCUUACCCCAGAAGAUUUGCCUCAUCUGCGGUGAUGAGGCGUCUGGUUGCCACUACGGAGUACUUACCUGUGGAAGUUGUAAAGUCUUCUUUAAAAGGGCAAUGGAAGGACAGCACAACUACUUAUGUGCUGGAAGAAAUGACUGUAUAGUUGAUAAAAUUCGUAGGAAGAACUGUCCAGCAUGUCGCUUGAGGAAGUGCUGUCAAGCUGGUAUGGUCCUGGGAGGACGAAAAUUUAAAAAGUUUAACAAAAUUAAGGUUGUGAGAACAUUAGAUGUCGCACUCCAGCAGCCAGCAGCCCUUCAGGAUGAAAGCCAGUCUCUAACCCAGAGGCCAUCCUUUUCUCCAAAUCAAGAAAUACAGUUUGUUCCCCCAAUGAUGAGUGUUUUACGAGGUAUAGAGCCAGAAGUUGUCUAUGCCGGUUAUGACAAUACGAAGCCUGAAACACCAAGUUCCUUGCUGACCAGUCUAAAUCAUCUUUGUGAGAGGCAACUUCUUUGUGUGGUCAAGUGGUCUAAACUGCUACCAGGGUUUCGGAAUUUGCAUAUUGAUGAUCAGAUAACCCUCAUCCAGUAUUCCUGGAUGAGUCUAAUGGUCUUUGCAAUGGGAUGGAGAUCAUACAAACAUGUCAGUGGUCAGAUGUUAUAUUUUGCACCAGAUUUGAUACUAAAUGAACAGAGGAUGAAAGAAUCAUCGUUCUAUUCACUGUGUCUAUCCAUGUGGCAGCUUCCACAGGAAUUUGUCAGACUUCAAGUCAGCCAAGAAGAGUUCUUGUGUAUGAAGGCACUUUUACUUCUCAAUACAAUUCCUUUGGAAGGUCUAAGAAGUCAAAGCCAAUUUGAUGAGAUGCGAACGAGCUACAUUAGAGAACUGGUGAAGGCAAUUGGUUUGCGCCAGAAAGGCGUCGUGGCCAACUCGCAGCGCUUUUAUCAGCUCACGAAACUGAUGGAUUCCAUGCACGAUCUAGUGAAACAGCUCCAUCUCUUCUGCCUGAACACCUUUCUCCAGUCCCGGGCACUAAGCGUUGAAUUCCCCGAGAUGAUGUCGGAGGUGAUCGCUGCCCAGCUGCCCAAGAUUCUGGCAGGGAUGGUGAAACCUCUUCUCUUUCACAAAAAGUGAAAUGUCUUUUCUCUUAUCAUAGAGAUGAUUUCUGGGUCAUGGUUUUGUUUGUUUAUUUUGGUCAAGAUUUUGCAAUGCCAGGACUUCGGUAUAUUUGUCAUACGUACCCUACCUGUUGCUUUAUACUUGUAACAUACACAACCAUGUAAGUUUGAUGUACAUAUUGUGAGUUCUUGAUUCCUUUUACUGCAAAAAUCACGACAGUCAUAAGAAAUGUUUUGUAAAC
Messenger RNA from Tinamus guttatus (white-throated tinamou), 1417 nucleotides. NCBI's taxonomy places the organism in Eukaryota, Metazoa, Chordata, Aves, Tinamiformes, Tinamidae. The record is from RefSeq and is a predicted model, not a curated record.